AUGUCGUCCGCACCUGGCCCUCCGAGCCCGUUCAGGACGUCAAACCUGUUUGCCAAUUCCAACCGCGCCUCUCCGUUCCGUCGCCCAGGCUCGAAACUCGAAACCAACUCUCCUUCCGCACUUCUAAGCUCGCCGAACGCUUCGCCGCCAAAGCCGUCUGAUGUUCGCCCAACCACACCAUCGCGGCUGUCACCUGCAAAAGAACGCGAGAGUCCUUUCCGCCGCUCAGCAUCGACCGCCCGCAGUAAUAACGGCGAUGGUGCGGGCGCUAAUGCCGACGAGUCAGGCCAUGGAUCCGCAGCGGAGACUUCUGACAGGCCUAGUCUAAGUAGCCCGUUCCUGACAACUCGCAAGACAACCGUGAGCCCAGGCCUGCCAGCCUCACCAACACGCCCUGCGGCCCAACGCAACAUCACGAUGACCACCGAUACGAGUACCGUCAAACCUCCUCCCUCCCCGCCUGUCGAGCGUCGACCUCAGCGGCCCAUACCUGGGUCCAGGGCUGCGUCGUACCUCGGUGGUAGUGACCCGCUCGCCCAUAUUCCUCCGGCCUUACUACACAGCAUGCGCGAAUCGUUCAGUGUGCUGGACCGCGACAACAAAGGCAGCAUCAAUGCUCCAGACGUCCAGGAUGCCCUCUCCCAGGUUGGCCUCGAUAACGGACCCGCCUCCAUUGCUCCAUACUUCGACGGGCAACCGCAGUCGCUGAACCUCGCCGCUUACCUCAACAUGAUGGCGUCCUUACUAGCACCUAUGAGCAGGGAGCAGGAGCUUCUUUCAGCUUUCGAAGCGUUCGACGACCAGGACGAUGGCCAAAUUGACGUUGCCGAGUUGACGGAGGCGUUGAUGGACACAGCUCCAGAGCCAGGCCGAGACAGACUCACAGAGAGGGAGAUUGAGAGGGUCGUUGAAGGCUUCAGAGGCCGGAGGGCUCUGGGAAAGAAGGGCAAAGGCGGCUUGGGCCGUGGGGAUGUGUUCCGUUACAAGGAGUUCGUUGGGAGCGUCUGUGGCGGUGGAUCGGCCAAGGAUGCCAACGGAGAAGCGGCUGCGGCUUGA
Molecule: messenger RNA, 1056 nt
Organism: Lasiodiplodia theobromae
Lineage: Eukaryota; Fungi; Ascomycota; Dothideomycetes; Botryosphaeriales; Botryosphaeriaceae
Product: Calcium-binding EF-hand
Exons: 2
Coding region: 1-1056 (351 amino acids)
Biological process (GO): mitotic cytokinesis; actomyosin structure organization
Cellular component (GO): myosin II complex; cytoplasm
Molecular function (GO): myosin heavy chain binding; calcium ion binding; cytoskeletal motor regulator activity
Source: RefSeq, a predicted model, not a curated record